AUGGCUUUCCAGCAAGCUCCCGUCCGCAAUGUCAACAUCACGUCGGCGUUCUGGUCGCAGAUGCAGCGAUGCUCGAGAGAGAAGACCAUACCGGCUAUCAUCAAAGCCCAAAAGUCCUUGAAGCAUUGGUACUGUCUGACAUGGAAAGAGGGACACGAGGUUCAGCCCCACCCCUUUUGGGACAGCGACAUCUACAAGAUCGUGGAGGCGGCAUGCUACUUUCUCAUGAAGGAAAAGGACGAUGGACUUAUGGCCAUUGUCGAGGAAGCUGUUGACAUGGUCAGGGCCGCGCAGCACCCCGAUGGGUAUAUUAAUUCGUAUUAUACCGUCCUCGGGAUCAACAAACGAUGGACCAAUCUUCGCGAUAUGCAUGAGUUGUAUUGCCUUGGCCACUUGACUGAGGCUUGUGUCGCCUACGAGACGCUGACGAACAGUGGUCGGUUACUAGAGCCUGUCCUGAAGGCAUUGCGUCAUGUUGAUUCUGUCUUUGGUUCUGAACCCGGAAAAAAGAGAGGAUAUCCAGGCCAUCAGGAAAUUGAGAUCGGUCUUCUGAGACUGUACGAGCUCUGCGGCGAGCCAAUGCUGCUGAAGCUUGCGAAAUACUUCAUUAGUGAGAGGGGCCAGAGAGACGACAAGGGCGAGAUGUAUUUCGACCAUGAAGCAAGAGCCCGAGGUGGAGAUCCGUACGACCACUUCGGGGGUGAAAUGAAGGCAUGGUUCGAGUACCCGCGCGACUAUAGCUACAACCAAUCUGAUAGACCUCUGACUGAGGCCACCGAGGUGAAGGGACACGCAGUACGCGCAAUGUACUAUUACAUUGCAGCAACUGAUCUGGUUCGCCUUACUGGUGACAAUGAAGUGAAGGCCGCGCUCGAUCGCAUGUGGGCGGAUAUGACAGAAAGAAAGCUUUACAUAACGGGCGGCAUUGGAGCAAUGCGCCAGUGGGAAGGAUUUGGCGCCAAGUAUGUGUUAGGUGAUACCGAGGAGUCAGGCACAUGCUAUGCGGAGACUUGCGCUUGUUUUGCAUUGAUCCUAUGGUGCCAGAGGAUGCUCCAAAUCGACUUGAAUGUCAAGUAUGCCGACGUGAUGGAGAUUGGACUGUAUAACGGAUUCCUCGGAGCCGUGGGCUUGGAUGGCGGCUCGUUCUAUUACCAGAAUCCGUUGCGAACAUUUAGCGGCCACCCAAAGGAGAGGAGUACGUGGUUUGAGGUGGCUUGCUGUCCGCCAAAUGUGGCGAAGUUGCUGGGUUCGAUGGGAUCUCUCAUCUAUUCGUUCAAAGACAAUCUUGUCGCCAUCCAUCUGUACAUCGAAAGCGAGAUCACGGUCCCUGGGACGGACGUGAUCGUUGCGCAGAUGACCAGGAUGCCUUGGACAGGUGACGUUCUUAUUAGUGUCAAAGGCUCGACAGCCCUGGCGCUGCGGAUCCCCACGUGGGCAGACGAAUAUUCGAGCUCCGUCCAAGGAGAGGUUAAAGAUGGGUAUCUUUACAUUCCGCAGUCUAAGGAUGCGGAGGUGAAGCUCUCAUUCACCCUCAAACCGCGGAAAGUUUACCCAAACCCGGCAAUGGAGAAGGAUCAGAUUUGCAUCACACGAGGACCAUUGGUAUACUGCAUUGAAGAUGUGGACAACGAGGUUGACAUUGACCACGUCGGUCUCUUGGACGACUCUGUCAGUGACGGUGAACCAAUAAAUAUCGCUGGGGUCAGCGGUGUGGUUCCGGUAAGAGCGACUGGGAGAGAAUUGGUUCGAGGUGAAAGUCGUCUGUAUGCAUGGCAGCCGUGGAGAUACGGCGACAAGAAGAGUCUGCUGUAUGUGCCGUACUUUCUGCGGGCGAACCGAGGUGGCAAGGGAGGUAUGACAGUAUGGGCCAGAAGACUAGACGCUUCAUAA
Aspergillus mulundensis is the source of this 1890-nucleotide messenger RNA. RefSeq names its product glycoside hydrolase family 127 protein. NCBI's taxonomy places the organism in Eukaryota, Fungi, Ascomycota, Eurotiomycetes, Eurotiales, Aspergillaceae. Gene Ontology annotation, biological process: carbohydrate metabolic process. The transcript is spliced from 2 exons. The record is from RefSeq and is a predicted model, not a curated record. The coding region runs from base 1 to 1890 and encodes 629 amino acids.